Messenger RNA from Dendrobium catenatum, 1464 nucleotides. RefSeq names its product RHOMBOID-like protein 2. Bases 182 to 1198 code for a protein of 338 amino acids. Lineage: Eukaryota; Viridiplantae; Streptophyta; Magnoliopsida; Asparagales; Orchidaceae. Gene Ontology annotation, molecular function: serine-type endopeptidase activity. Gene Ontology annotation, biological process: proteolysis. The transcript is spliced from 5 exons. Gene Ontology annotation, cellular component: membrane. The record is from RefSeq and is a predicted model, not a curated record.
CGCUUCUACCUUCUCCACCUUUCACUCAGAUAACCGCCUCCUUAGCUGCAGCAGCUUCUUCUUCUUCUUCAGUUUCUGCUUUUCCCGAUUUCUCAAGCUACUCCCUUCCCUCUUCUCUCUCUUCUGCUUUAACCUUAUCCACUCUCAUACCUUCUUACGAUUUCUCUGUCAAGCUGCAGUGAUGUCUAACAUCGACAUGGAGCGCGGCGGCGGAGUGAGGAACGGAAAAGGGAGGGGCGGCCGGGUCGGUGGCCAAAACGAAGUGGUGGCGGCGGAGCCGUCUCAGUUUUAUUACCAUUCUGAUUCGAUGGUGAAGAGGGAAUGGACGCCGUGGAUCGUGCCGUUGUUUGUGGCGGCGAACGUGGCGUUCUUUGUGGUGGCCAUGUAUAUGAACAAUUGCCCCGCUCACUCCAAUUUCUACGGAUCCUGUGUGGCGAGAUUUCUCCAUCGAUUCUCCUUUCAGCCGCUGCAUGAGAAUCCCCUCUUUGGCCCCUCUUCCUCCACAUUGGAGAAGUUGGGAGCUCUUGUAUGGGACAAAAUUGUUCAUCAACAUCAAGGAUGGAGGCUUAUUACGUGCAUUUGGUUGCAUGCCGGUGUUAUCCACUUGUUGGCCAAUAUGUUCAGUCUGGUUUUUAUUGGGAUUCGCCUUGAGCAGCAAUUUGGUUUUGCGCGUAUAGGUAUAAUAUACCUUCUCUCUGGGUUUGGAGGUAGCAUUCUGUCUACACUUUUCAUCAGGACGAACAAUAUAUCCGUUGGUGCUUCGGGAGCUUUGUUUGGGCUUCUUGGAGCAAUGCUAUCAGAGCUGAUAACAAACUGGAGCAUCUAUACCAACAAAGCUGCAGCUCUAUUUACACUGUUGGCAAUCACUGUGAUCAAUCUGGCUAUUGGAAUACUUCCCCAUGUUGACAAUUUUGCUCAUAUUGGAGGCUUUUUAUCUGGUUUCCUUCUGGGAUUUGUCAUGUUGCUCCGACCUCAGUUUGGUUGGAUUGAACGCCACAAUCUUCCUGCUGCAAGUCAGGUCAAAUCAAAGCACAAGGUUUACCAGUAUGUUCUGUGUGUGAUUGCCCUGCUUUUGCUGAUAGCUGGGUUUACUGUUGGUUUAGUGAUGCUAUUUAGAGGAGUUAAUGCUAAUGAUCAUUGCAAAUGGUGCCACUAUAUAAACUGUGUACCCACAUCGAGAUGGAGUUGCGGGAAUUGAACUAUGAAGAAUGAGAAUCUCUCUUCUUUGAGCAGGACCGGAGUCUUUUGUAAAUUUGCUUUUGCUGGUAUUUUGAAUAUAGUUUAGAUUGAAUGUUGCGCUGCAGUUCAAUUUGUUUGUAAAUAGCUGAGAAUCAGGUGAUUUGAUUCUUCAGUGGGACUAGCGAUUUGAGGUGCGAGUGGUCUCUUACGCGGUACAUAUUUUAUGUGUUGUUAGAUCUGUUUCUUUUCUAUAUGAUCUCAGUCAUUCUGAUUUUUUUUCUCUUA